CCUUAUAGUAAGUUGUUGGACGAAAAAUUACAACAAAAAAUUGCGUUGUUAAAAUAUCGGAAAGAGUUAGUAAAUAAUAAGUAAAAAACUACUAAAUUAGAUAUAAAUAGUGUUUUACAGGCCUAAAGGUGCACGCACGUGCUACACGACGACGCAUCCGCAUCCAAUCCUGCGGAGCCGCGAGGAGUUGUGAUAAGCGAGAAGACGAAAAAUACAGAACCGAAACGAAUCUGCGGGAAAUAGAUAAUUGAUAGUCCAGUAAAAUGAUAGGCUCGAUGGUGCGGAAACACUUUAAGCUGCUGGCCGCAGUAUGCCUGAUUUCGGUGCUGGCCGGUCUCGCUCCGGUAGAUCCGGUGAGUGCGGAGAAGGAAAUCCCGAUGACAAAAUUUAGCCAAAACAUGGGGGGUGGUGCUACCCUAACGUUCCUAUACUGUUACUCCUGUGGCUACCGAAAAGCGUUCGAUGAUUACUUCAACAUCAUCCACGAGAAGUACCCGGAAAUUACGAUCCGCGGUGGCAACUAUGAUCCAUCCGGCUUCAACAUGGUGCUGUCGAAGGUGCUGCUAGUGACGAAGUUGUUGCUCAUCAUCGCCCUUAUGUCCAACUAUGACCUCGGCCGGUACAUCGGUAAUCCGUUUGCCGGCUGGUGGCGCUGGUGCUUCAACAACAAACUGUACGCCUCAAUGAUGAUCUUCUUUCUGGGAAACACACUGGAAGCGCAACUCAUCUCAUCCGGAGCCUUCGAGAUAACGCUCAACGAUGUGCCGGUGUGGUCGAAACUAGAGACCGGCCGGUUUCCGGCACCGCAAGAGGUGUUCCAAAUCAUUGACAAUCACCUGCUGUUUGCGAACAAGAUCGAACCGAAGCCGGAUUUUGUGAAGUAAACGGCAGAUCUAGUAAACUGUGCCCAUUUGUACUGUCGUGGGAACCUACUCGAAACGAUGCGUUCCCGGUUAGCUUUUCCCCGAGGAGUUUUAUUCUACCAAACAAACGUACGUUCUUUUCAAAUCGCCUGUCGACGAAAACAGCAAACCAACAUCUCCCCUCACCUCGCAAUUAUUUGUUCAAACCCAAUACUCGGUUGUGUUAGCAACAUCCUGAGUCCCGAAGCAUGUGGUGAGGUUACUGCGAUCUGCUGUGCAAUAGGUUAGAUACAAUGGCAAUUCGGUCGUUGGAAACGUGCGUAAAACUACACGGUGACGGUGGUGGUGAUGAAGUGAAUUGAAAUAAAGUGAAACCAAUAAAACGAUAAGCCCAAAUU
Molecule: messenger RNA, 1261 nt
Organism: Anopheles darlingi
Lineage: Eukaryota; Metazoa; Arthropoda; Insecta; Diptera; Culicidae
Gene: SelT
Product: thioredoxin reductase-like selenoprotein T homolog CG3887
Exons: 3
Coding region: 264-884 (206 amino acids)
Biological process (GO): cell redox homeostasis
Cellular component (GO): endoplasmic reticulum membrane
Molecular function (GO): thioredoxin-disulfide reductase (NADPH) activity
Source: RefSeq, a predicted model, not a curated record